Molecule: messenger RNA, 357 nt
Organism: Suillus bovinus
Lineage: Eukaryota; Fungi; Basidiomycota; Agaricomycetes; Boletales; Suillaceae
Exons: 1
Coding region: 1-357 (118 amino acids)
Source: RefSeq, a predicted model, not a curated record
AUGUUGAUCUUGUCUCGCUUUACGGUUGCUCUCACCUUCACAUCCUCUAUCUUCGGUGCUACUAUCCAUGCAGUACCCUCCCGCCGCUCUGGGGAGCUUUGGGAGGGAUUAGAACACGAAGACGUAGACCUAGGAGGUCUAGCACCCUCUCGCCGUUCUGGGGAGCUUUGGGAGGGGUUGGAACACGAAGAAGUAGACCUCGAAGGUCUAGCACCCUUUCGCCGUUUUGGGGAGCUUUGGGAGGGGUUGGAACACGAAGAAGUAGACCUCGGAGGUCUAGCACCCUCUCGCCGCUCCGGGGAGUUUUGGCUGAGAGCGGGACAUAAAGAAGUAGAUCUUAUACACUUUCGGAACUGA